CAAUAUCAAGUUUUUUUCAGAGAAGAUGGCGGCUUCUCCUAUUAGUCAGCUUGCAAAUUGGAACGACGAUAAAGGAACAUCGAGGGAGGGACUGCACAACUUCCCGGAUAAGCUGGAGGGAUGGCAGAACUCCAGAGAAGAUGCAUAUCUAGAGGCUGCCGGACUCACUACAAACCAAAUACAAACUUUUGCUUUUGAUUAUAAUAAGAUGUCUGGCUUUCUUUUCCCACAGAACACAGACCAAAAGAAAACAAAGAAACAGGGCAAGCAACCAAAGAUUACAGAACAAAUUGAUUCACAAAUAAAGGAGAAUAUAAGCAUGAAUCCAAACAUGGAGUUUGGAGGGUCAGAAAAUGAAAAAAUGUAUAUUGAAAGCGAAGACGAAAACAAUCCAGAUGAUUUAGAACGUAGACUUUCAAAUCAAGAAGCUGAACUUCGGAUUAUUCAAGAGUCGCGGAAAAAGCUUAAAGGCGGAAGAAGAGGAUCGAAAAAAAAAAGUGUAUCUGGUGAUAUGUUACAAGGUGGAAAUCUCAUCAGAGCUUUGGCGGGAAAUUUAUCACCAUUUAAUGCACAGGUUUUAUCUUUUGAGUUCAGAGAUGAUGUUUCCAGUUUUCAAGUUGUUCUUUCAGACGGAGUAAACAGUUCACACAGGUGCUUCUUAACCUCUAGAACUGUUAGUAGAAUAACGAAGAAUAAACUAGUCAUUAUACGUGUUGAAUAUUUUGAAGUAAAAAAUCAAACAAUCCAUAUCAACAAGUACUUCAUUGUCAGCAAGGAGCAGCAGGUUAUUGGAGAUCCUGUUCCUAUCAAACAGUUUUCAACACUUGAUCCUACAAUCCAACUUUUCUCUUCUCCUUCCAGUAAUCUCCCCUGUCCUCAUCUAAACGAAAUCCCAGAGUUACAUGUAGAGAAAAACAUAGAUAUAUCUCUGACUGAAGAUCAUGAAAAACUUAUUGACGAUUUUCUUAAAUUUACCAAUAAUGAUUCAGUUAGAGAAGGGGCUGAAGACAGAGCACAACUAAACAGUAAUCUGUCUGCUCUUACUAAAUUUUAUUCAAGGUACGUUGGGAUCAUUGCUAUACUGAAACUGGUUAUUUUUCUAAUUUGGAUACUUACAUCGGGGCAUCUGAAGUUUUGGACGAUGAUAGACUUGUGUUGGCGAGAAAAGGACAUCAGGAUAUCUGCAACAUUUCUUUCUCAAACUUUGAGAAUCAACCCUUCUCCACCAUGGAGGUUGGAGCAGAGUGUGAGCUGUAGCUGAAUUGCCAUGUCUCCCUCGGAAAUCUUAGCAUUUGUUGCAGUAUCCACCACCCCUCUGUGAUCUAAAAUGUGGUUCUUUAUCCUCUCAGUUUUUAGCGUGCAGUGCAUUUGCUACCCACCCCUCGUGUGUUCUUAAACAUUUCUUACAUUAAAUCUGUGAUUUAUCAUAUUAUUAUUUGGUGCACUUACAAUUCCUUCCUCUGUAAUAUUAACUAUUUAGAAUUUAUGCAUCCAUUAGAAAUUGAUAUGGAUAAUUUUUAUCCUUUAAGUGUACAGUUUUAAAACAUUUUCUUGUCCAGAAUGACAGAAAAAUAUUUGUAAUUUUAAA
Messenger RNA from Eurytemora carolleeae, 1588 nucleotides. RefSeq lists its product as uncharacterized. The coding region runs from base 26 to 1261 and encodes 411 amino acids. The transcript is spliced from 10 exons. The record is from RefSeq and is a predicted model, not a curated record. Lineage: Eukaryota; Metazoa; Arthropoda; Copepoda; Calanoida; Temoridae.